Penicillium bovifimosum is the source of this 1995-nucleotide messenger RNA. RefSeq lists its product as uncharacterized. The record is from RefSeq and is a predicted model, not a curated record. The coding region runs from base 1 to 1995 and encodes 664 amino acids. The transcript has a single exon. NCBI's taxonomy places the organism in Eukaryota, Fungi, Ascomycota, Eurotiomycetes, Eurotiales, Aspergillaceae.
AUGUCGACCGGUUUCGAAAUUCCCACCACCGGGCUGUCUCUCCAUCUCGGGGAUCAGUCCGGAGAUUCCUCCGUCAAGCCAAGUCAGAUCAUGCGGCUGAAUCUGGUGCAGAGCACUCUCGAUGAUCUGAUCCAGACCUUGCGGAAAGAUCAACCGGCUCGAGUCCGCUUGGGAAAACACCCAUCCAUUCACUACGGGGGCAAGUCCCAAUCCUUCCACGCGUACCCCGAAACACACCGAUCCGAAAUCUACCGCUCCUCCGAUAAAGGGAAUUUGUAUUUCACAGGCGUCCUGAGCCACAGUCUGGAGGUGGAAAAGGCCCAGACUGAUACGGCGGCCACCGACCAAGCCCUGGCGGAAUUGGAGGAAAAGUUGAACGCACACGAGAGAGGAAAGGAGUCGAAGAAGACUCAUAUAAUUUCCCACCCCGAUGAGCUUCGAGUCUUCCGAAACGCUGGAGUAGGCCACACAGGUCCCACGACCAAAGUGGAACGGGAGAAGGGCCGGAUCCUCAAGACUGCUGCCAGUCGUUCCCUCACGGCCAGUCCCACCUUGGGCGCUCACAGGUCUCCUUCGCUCGCUCCCUCUUUUGCCAUGACUCCAACAUCCGCUCCUGUCUCGCAGAACAAAGACCGUGAGAGGCUUGAGGCCCUCAAGGUUCCCUUCAUUCAUUUGCUCGCCGUUCGCGCCGUCUCGGCCAAGUUCCUCGCGCGCCAAACCCGCUCCACCAUCCAAGACUGCACCGCUCUCGGCGAAAAGUUCGGAGUGUUGAACCGGAUCAACCCCGAGAAGUACGAUCUCAAGGACAAAGUCUACAAGGACCUCGAUUUGUUUGGCUUCAAUUACACCCCGGAGGACCGAAAGGAAGCCAUUGAGAAUUCCAUCUCUGCCUUUGAUCGUAUGCGCAUCUCUCGAUCCGACAAACUGUGGCAAACACUGCUCCCCAAGGCUGAGCGAGGCAAAGGGAAGUGUUUGUCUCGACUGAACCUCCAUACUGGUCCACCCCAGAAACCCGCCAAGACCAACAGCGAUGACUCGAGCAAGGAUGACACCGACCGCGCCGCAAAGGGACCCGCGACCGCGAACAGGACUACUUCGGGCAAGGGUCCGGCCAAGGAUACCACCAAGCGCUCCGCCAAGACUAAGACUACCAACAGCACUCUCACCGGACGGGUCACCAAGAAGACUGGCGGGAAGGCCCCGGUCAAGAUCGACAGCAAGAUCAAGUCCGCGGAAUUUAUCCACAGUUCCGAUGAAGACGACGAUACCGACAUGCCGGACGCGCCUCCUCCGGCUCCGGCGCCGAAGCAACCACCGAAGGAAGACAAGCGUGUGCCGUCCAAUCCCAAGAUCCAGGCCCCAAAGAAGGCACCGGCCAAGCCUCGUACCACCGAGACUGCUUCCCCUGCUACUUCCAAGGCCAAGCCUGAUGCCUCGAAGCCUAAGGUCGAAUCAACCAAGCCUGCUGCUAAGGUCACUGCCUCGAAACGUCCUCCCCCUCGGCCCUCUACCUCGCCACAGAAGCCGUCUCCCCUCGGCUCAUCUCCCCCUGCCAAUGCCUCCGAUUCAGCCAGUCGUAAGCGAUCUGACAGCAAUAACCAGUCCUCUGGCUCCUCCUCGUCUUCGCCUCUUAUCACCCAGCUGGCGAAAAACAACAAGCUUACCCGUGCAGCACCGGCUGCUGCCAAAACUGCCCAGCCGAACGGUGUGACUAAGACUACUCCCACUGUCAACCCUCUGAAGCGCAAGGUUGAGGCCGACUCCCUGUCCGUGCCCCAGGCCGGACGUCCCACUGGAGACUUGGAGGCCAAGCGACGCCGAGCGGCUAGCUCCUCCAGCGGUGGCAGCACCGGAAGUGCGUCCCCGCCGAUGAGCUACGAGCUCGCUCGACAGCAGCUACGGGAGAAAUCCCAACAAUUCAAGAAUUACUACACUAAGUACCGCAAGCUGCAUGACUCCCUUGCAGCGAACCCCAACCCCCGCAGGCGGACAUGA